Messenger RNA from Leopardus geoffroyi (Geoffroy's cat), 4372 nucleotides. It is a transcript of the gene SCUBE3, whose product is annotated as signal peptide, CUB domain and EGF like domain containing 3. Gene Ontology annotation, cellular component: cell surface. Gene Ontology annotation, biological process: signal transduction. The record is from RefSeq and is a predicted model, not a curated record. Bases 499 to 3567 code for a protein of 1022 amino acids. The transcript is spliced from 23 exons. Gene Ontology annotation, molecular function: calcium ion binding. Lineage: Eukaryota; Metazoa; Chordata; Mammalia; Carnivora; Felidae.
AGGCGAAGAAAAAGAGACGGAGCCUGAGAGACGGAGAAGGAGCGAGAGAGGAAGAAAGAGAGGCAGAAAGGGCGUGUUUCUGGCGCUGCGUUUCCCCUCCCCUUUCUCAGGUCCCUCGCUCGGGCUCUGCGCGCUCUCCGGCUGCAGCUCUCUCCGGGCGAAGCUGGGAAUUGGGUGGGAUUACACGCAGCAGCCCCGCCGCCGCCGCUAGCCGAGCCCGGCUUGGAGAGGGCGGGGGUUCCCCUCCGUCAUCGGCGCCGGGCGCCCCCAGCCUCUCUCCGCCUCGCUCUCCCCGGCGUCGGGCCGGGAGACGCCGGCAGCAUCGGGAGCCUCCCGCCGAGGGCACCGCGGUCCGCACCCCGCUCCCGCAGCCCCCGGUCCGGCCCCGGCGGGACGCCCCCUCCCCUCCCCCCUCCGCCGCGCGGGGGCCCGGCCGGCUUCCGCCCUCCGGGGGCUGCGAGACCUGCCCCGGCCGCCCGGCCCCCGGGAGCUCCAGCCAUGGGCUCGGGGCGCGUGCCCGGGCUCUGCCUGCUCGUCCUGCUGGUCCACGCCCGCGCCGCCCAGCACAGCAAAGCCGCGCAAGAUGUGGACGAAUGUGUGGAGGGGACCGACAACUGCCACAUUGAUGCUAUCUGCCAGAACACCCCACGGUCGUACAAGUGCAUCUGCAAGUCUGGCUACACAGGGGAUGGUAAACACUGCAAAGAUGUGGAUGAGUGUGAACGAGAAGAUAAUGCAGGUUGUGUGCAUGACUGUGUCAACAUCCCGGGAAAUUACCGAUGCACCUGCUAUGAUGGAUUCCACCUGGCACAUGAUGGACACAACUGUCUGGAUGUGGACGAGUGUGCCGAGGGCAAUGGUGGCUGUCAGCAGAGCUGUGUCAACAUGAUGGGCAGCUAUGAGUGCCACUGCCGGGAGGGCUUCUUCCUCAGCGACAACCAGCACACCUGCAUCCAGCGGCCAGAAGAAGGAAUGAAUUGCAUGAACAAGAACCAUGGCUGUGCUCACAUUUGCCGGGAGACACCCAAAGGGGGUAUUGCCUGUGAAUGCCGCCCUGGCUUCGAACUCACCAAGAACCAACGGGACUGUAAACUGACAUGCAACUAUGGUAAUGGUGGCUGCCAGCACACGUGCGAUGACACAGAGCAGGGUCCCCGGUGCGGCUGCCAUGUCAAGUUUGUGCUCCAUACCGACGGGAAGACGUGCAUCGGGGAAAGGCGGCUAGAGCAGCACAUCCCCCCUCAGGCCGUUUCUAAUGAGACCUGUGCUGUCAACAAUGGGGGCUGUGACAGUAAGUGCCACGAUGCAGCGACGGGUGUCCACUGCAGCUGCCCUGUGGGCUUCAUGCUGCAGCCAGACAGGAAGACGUGCAAAGACAUAGAUGAGUGCCGCUUGAACAACGGGGGCUGUGACCACAUUUGCCGCAACACAGUGGGCAGCUUUGAAUGCAGCUGCAAGAAGGGCUAUAAGCUUCUCAUCAAUGAGAGGAACUGCCAGGAUAUAGACGAGUGUUCCUUUGAUCGAACCUGUGACCAUAUAUGUGUCAACACACCAGGAAGUUUCCAGUGCCUCUGCCAUCAUGGCUACCUGCUAUAUGGUGUCACCCACUGUGGGGAUGUGGAUGAGUGCAGCAUCAACCGGGGAGGCUGCCGCUUUGGCUGCAUCAACACUCCAGGCAGCUACCAGUGUACCUGCCCCGCAGGCCAGGGCCGGCUGCACUGGAAUGGCAAAGAUUGCACAGAGCCGGUCAAAUGUCAGAGCAGUCCUGGUGCCUCGAAAGCCAUGCUCAGCUGCAACCGGUCUGGCAAGAAGGACACCUGUGCCCUGACCUGCCCCUCCCGGGCCCGGUUUUUGCCAGAGUCUGAGAAUGGCUUCACGGUGAGCUGUGGCACCCCCAGCCCCAGGGCCACUCCAGCCCGAGCUGGCCACACCGGGAACAGCACAAACUCCAACCACUGCCAUGAGGCUGCAGUGCUGUCGGUUAAACAGCGGGCCUCCUUCAAGAUCAAGGACGCCAAAUGCCGUUUGCACCUGAGAAACAAAGGCAAAACGGAGGAGGCCAGCAGAAUCCCGGGACCAGGUGGUGCCCCCUGCUCUGACUGCCAGAUCACCUUUAUCCACCUCAAGUGUGACUCCUCUCGGAAGGGCAAGGGCCGGCGGGCCCGGACCCCUCCAGGCAAGGAAGUCACUCGGCUCACCCUGGAACUGGAGGCAGAGGUCAGAGCCGAAGAAACCACAGCUGGCUGUGGACUGCCUUGCCUCCGACAGCGAAUGGAACGGCGGCUGAAAGGGUCCCUGAAGAUGCUCAGAAAGUCCAUCAACCAGGACCGCUUCCUGCUGCGCCUGGCAGGCCUUGAUUAUGAACUGGCCCACAAGCCGGGCCCAGGAGCUGGGGAGCGAGCUGAGCCAGCAGAGGCCUGUAGGCCUGGGCAGCACCGUGCUGGGGCUAAGUGUGUCAGCUGCCCGCAGGGAACGUAUUACCACGGCCAGACGGAGCAGUGUGUGCCAUGCCCAGCGGGCACCUUCCAGGAGAGAGAAGGGCAGCUCUCCUGCGACCUUUGCCCUGGGAGUGAUGCCCACGGGCCUCUCGGAGCCACCAACGUCACCACAUGUGCAGGUCAGUGCUCUCCUGGCCAAUACUCCGUUGAUGGGUUCAAGCCCUGCCAGCCAUGUCCACGCGGCACGUACCAACCUGAAGCAGGACGGACCUUGUGCUUCCCUUGUGGUGGGGGCCUCACCACCAAGCAUGAGGGGGCCAUCUCCUUCCAAGACUGUGACACCAAAGUCCAGUGCUCCCCUGGUCACUACUACAACACCACCAUCCAUCGCUGUAUCCGCUGUGCUAUGGGCUCCUAUCAGCCUGACUUCCGUCAGAACUUCUGCACCCGCUGUCCAGGAAAUACAAGCACUGACUUUGACGGCUCCACCAGUGUGGCCCAGUGCAAGAGUACGUGGCAGGCCAAGCUGUGGAAAAAGGGGCAGAGAGAUCGCCAGUGUGGUGGGGAGCUGGGUGAGUUCACUGGCUAUAUCGAGUCCCCCAACUACCCAGGCAACUACCCAGCUGGCGUGGAGUGCGUCUGGAACAUCAACCCCCCACCCAAGCGCAAGAUCCUUAUCGUGGUACCCGAGAUCUUCCUGCCAUCUGAGGAUGAGUGUGGGGACGUCCUCGUCAUGAGAAAGAACUCCUCCCCAUCCUCCAUCACCACCUAUGAGACCUGCCAGACCUAUGAGCGCCCCAUUGCUUUCACGGCCCGCUCCAGGAAGCUCUGGAUCAACUUCAAGACGAGCGAGGCCAACAGUGCUCGUGGCUUCCAGAUCCCCUACGUCACCUAUGAUGAGGACUAUGAGCAGCUAGUAGAAGACAUUGUUCGAGAUGGCCGGCUCUAUGCAUCUGAAAACCACCAGGAAAUUUUAAAGGACAAGAAGCUCAUCAAGGCCUUCUUCGAGGUGCUGGCCCACCCCCAGAACUACUUCAAGUAUACAGAGAAACACAAGGAGAUGCUGCCAAAAUCCUUCAUCAAGCUACUCCGCUCCAAAGUUUCCAGCUUCCUGAGGCCCUACAAAUAGUGCCCAUAGGCCCAAGACCCAGGUUUUAAAGCCCCCAGACUCCUUAGCCCUCAGAGCCAGCAGCCCCCACCCUCAGAUGAGGAAUUCUCUCCUCUCUUUCUUUUUGGAGAAAAAAAAAAAUCACUAUAGACCAAGCAGUCUCCCUUUCUGUAUCUCUAGCUUCCUUUUCCUGUCUCUCUCUGCUUCUCUUUUUCUCCCUCUCUCUCUCUUCACUGCGUUCCCUUUUCCUAUAUGCCCCCUGGAAAAGCCAUUAAGUGCUGGCUCUAUUCCCCCUGAGGGGUGAAAGAAUAGUGUCCCCUUCCCAGCCACACUGCCCAUUGUACCAGCUCACAUCCCUGGCCCCAUCAGCCUGUAAGGGUGAUAGAAACCCUUGAAGGAAGUGGGUCUAGUAGGAAAUGAGGAGGGGGAAGAAGAGCUUCUACCAUUAUAGGGUUGUGCCUUGCUAGUCAGGAGCCAAAAUGUCCCCUGGUUGUGCCCCCCGCCCAGGGUUCUGCCAAAGAAGCCUUUGACUUAUAGGCUUAUUGCCAGCACGGUCCUCUGGGGCACAUGGUCUGAGCCCUGGACUGCCCACACAGCUGGCUUUCUUGUCUAUACAGCUCCUCUCCUUCUUCCCCCACAUGUCUGCCUGGUGUCCAAUCCAUGAGGGCUUACAAAAGGCCCAGACCACUGGGCUAGUGGACACCAGCUGACUGAGGAAAAGCAGCAGGCAUUACCACGUUGAAUGUGCCGCUGUCACUCCCCAAGAGAGAGACUAUAGCUCUCUGCAGGACAGAAACCAGGUUUUAAAGCAUCACCAAAAAAUGAA